Messenger RNA from Quercus robur (English oak), 1765 nucleotides. Its product is annotated as aldehyde oxidase GLOX1-like. The transcript has 3 exons. Lineage: Eukaryota; Viridiplantae; Streptophyta; Magnoliopsida; Fagales; Fagaceae. The record is from RefSeq and is a predicted model, not a curated record. Bases 1 to 1569 code for a protein of 522 amino acids.
AUGUGGAGUUCUUUUGCCUUACAUCACCGUCAGCCUAGAAGGUCUGCACCGUCGCCUUUGUCAGGUACGUGCCGUCACCCUUGUCAGGCAUGUGCCGUCACCCUUGCCAGUGUUUUUAUCCUCAUCAAUUGCUAUGCUCAUUCUGUGGAAUUCAAUUUAGCAAAUCGUAGCGUUCGGGCACUCACGGUUCUGUCUGAUACAUGGUGCUCUUCAGGUGCAUUGGACCCAGAUGGUAUGUUAGUGCAAAGUGGUGGCUACAAUGAUGGGCAACGAGUUGUUAGGUACCUCAAGCCGUGUCCAAAUUCUGAUUGGGUUGAGGACCCAAAAGGCCUAAUUCAACCAAGAUGGUAUGCUUCAAAUCAAAUUUUACCAAAUGGGAAAAUCAUUGUUGUCGGUGGGAGAUUUCAAUACUCCUACGAAUUCAUCCCUAAAACCUCCAAAUCCGAUCAUAAACUUUACCAACUUCCAUUCCUUCAAGAAACUAAUUAUUAUAAGAGUGUACAAAACAAUCUCUACCCUUUUACACACCUCUCCCCCGAUGGAAAUCUUUUCAUUUUCGCAAACGACCGUGCAAUUUUACUAGACUAUGUGAACAACAUUGUUGUUAGAAACUACCCGGUUAUGCCCGGAGGCUUUUCUCGAAACUAUCCUAGUACCGGUUCUUCAGUUCUACUCCCUCUAAAGCUCUUACCAAACAAUGCUACCAACACCCCAGACGCUGAGGUUUUGAUUUGUGGUGGGACAUUGCCAUAUUCCAAUUUCCACGCCAACAAUGGAGAAUUUCUAGAUGCAGCUAAAACUUGUGGUCGGUUGGUUAUCACAAAAGGAAAUGCUGAAUGGAAAAUGGAAGAUAUGCCAAUGAAUAGAGUGAUGGGUGACAUGCUAUUGUUGCCCACAGGAGACGUGUUGAUCAUAAAUGGUGCCGCAAAAGGAACAGCUGGUUGGAGCGUAGCUAGAGAACCGGUUCUAAACCCGCUUCUUUACCAUCCUGAUAUGCCUAGCAGCAAUGGAACCAGCAAUGGCAAUAUUGUUUUUAGUACCAACCAAGAGCAUCGAGGCAGGUUUUUGAUUUUGAGUCCUACCACAAUUCCUCGUCUCUAUCAUUCAACCGCGCAUUUGCUCUCUGAUGGUCGUGUUUUAGUGGGGGGGAGUAAUCCAAAUAGAAACUACAACUUCACCACACUCUACCCUACUGAGUUAAGCCUUGAAGUUUUUUAUCCACCAUAUUUGUGCUCCGAUAAGUCUAGGCCAUCCAUUGCUUGGGUUAAGCCUAGUGUGGAGCUUGGUUAUAAGCAGAAGUUUUCUUUAGGGUUUCACUUGAAGGGAAAAGGGGAGAUUGAGAAGCUGUACUUGACAAUGGUAGCUCCAUCGUUUAGUACACAUUCCUUUUCCAUGAACCAAAGGCUUUUGGUUUUGGCUCUUGAACAAGUGAGCGAAACAUCAGCUGGGAACUUUGUUGUUGAAGGUUAUGCUCCGGCCACCGCUGCAUUGGCCCCGCCUGGUUAUUAUCAAUUGUUUGUGGUCCAUGAUGGUGUUCCUAGCAGAGGGACCUGGGUCAAUAUCAAGUAGUAUAGUAGGUUGUUGUGCUUAUUAAAUUGAGAAUUUAUGACUAAGGGUAGCUAAUUAGUCAAUUCAAAUAAGUCCAAUGUCAUAUAAUGGUUCUUAAAUGUUUCUAUGAUCUGUUUCCUGUAAGAUCCAAUUGAUGGAUGUGGCCUUUGACUUCAUUUAUAUUUAUACGCUGCAUCACCAUGACACCUUUCUCACA